CUUCUGUUGGAUUUGCGGGUUAACGGGGGGAUGUUUUGUUGUUUUCUGCACUGAUGUUUUCUCCAAUGUUCUUUGGGAUUUCAUGUAACCUGGUCAAAACCUUUCAGGUUUCAUCGUUUGAUUCAGAGAGUCACGAUCCUUUACGAUUUCAUGAGGCAUCUAGCAAAUCCCAUAUGACCGGGGCACGAGCAGCCACACCCCUUCGCUGAGGCUCCUCCCACUGCUACUUAACUAUUCGUAGCCCCUCCCCCAACCCAAACCAGAUGAGAGCGCCAAUCCGAGUAAAUUCGGCUAGCGAUUUGUGCUUUUGAUAAAGAGAGCAUCGAGACCUCGGCAGCAAAAGCGCCUUGCACACUUCUAUCAAGUCUCAAUCAAGCGAUUUGGCUGUCAGUGCGGUCAUCGUUAGAAAUCCAAGAGAACGACUAGAUGCAGAGGUCGGCUGAUGAUAGAUACUUCUAGAUCGUCUAAAUCUGCUAGACCUCGGUUCCAAAGAGGGUCGACCUGCAAAGUUGCAAGGUCUCGCUCUCGCUCCCGCUCUCGGUCCAGAGGGAGGAGAUACGGGCGCUCUCGCAGCCGCAGCAGAGGGAGGAGAUCCAGAUCUUUUUCUCCUCGUCGUUCUCGCUCUGGUUCUCCCAGACGCUCCAGAUCUGUGACGUCCAAACGCUCCAGGUCCAGAUCCCGCUCUCGCUCGCGGUCCGGCUCGGCUCCCAGGAGCAGAUCUGGUUCAGCCAGGAGAUCCAAAUCCGGCUCUGCGGCUAGGAGCCGAUCUGCAUCUCGAAGCCCCGCAAGAAGUGAGAGUCCAGAGCGAGACGACUGACGCUCUUCUCAAGAACCUCAGGUUCUCAUCAGACCUUUACUGCAGCACAUAUAAAGAUGUGCGUUUGAUUGUAAGGAAGCUCCAGUGAGGAGCGGAAAAUAUUUUGAGUUGAUUUUUCUGUAGCUGAAGAGGGUUUGUGUGCUUUUGUACCCGUUUUUUUGUGUAGCACACACACACACACACACACACACACACACACUGGUUGGGGUUUUGUAUGUGUGUAUUAAAUGAAGUGAAAAAAACACUUCCCGUCUGAGAGAUUUCUUCACGCUGUUCCAGCAGGUGGCGCUGUCGUUCAGUACUCAAGAGAGAGCUCUGGACCCGUUAUACAGUCUGUGUCUUCCUGUCAUCUGCUCUGUUUCUCAAGUGUCCUUAGCAGCCUGUGAUAUCCCACAAUCCUGCGCGCGCUCUUAUAUUAUUAUAUGUGUGGGUGUGAAUACAAACAGUGAUUUGAAAUUAAAUGAAUUCAUAAAUGUCCGCUGUAACUGUUCUAAUGUUUCAUUCUGACAGUGAAUCGAGGUUUAUUCCUAAAGCUCUCUUGUGUUUGUUCUGGAUCAGAGAUUCACAAACUUUUUCAUCCAUCGAACCUCUUAGAGCUACAGUGUGUCCUUGACGUCCAUAUGAGAUUUUUUAAGUUUGCAUUAUUUAAAUAUUUAAAUCAUUAAUCAACUCGUUGAUGUUGGUUAAUGG
Sinocyclocheilus rhinocerous is the source of this 1507-nucleotide messenger RNA. Its product is annotated as serine/arginine-rich splicing factor 7-like. NCBI's taxonomy places the organism in Eukaryota, Metazoa, Chordata, Actinopteri, Cypriniformes, Cyprinidae. The coding region runs from base 443 to 817 and encodes 124 amino acids. The record is from RefSeq and is a predicted model, not a curated record. The transcript is spliced from 6 exons.